AUGCUUCAUGGCACGUCCCAAUUAAUCAAAGUAAGAUCAAUUGACUACAAUAGUGUUGUAUCAAUGGGGGGAAUGAAGAUCGACCUCCAUGCUCUAGUGACAAUGGUUCCAAACACCAACCCCACAUCCGCAAAUAGGGCUAAAAAUACACAGAGAUCAGCCACACCUUGGCGAACUGAUUCCGAAGUGGCAGAAUUGCAUAAAAAAGGCUAUGCUUGCGUUGCAAGAACUCAGGACAUCGAGCUAGAUUUUGCCAAAGGUUUAGCCGCCCUCAAAGAUCAGCAAAAGUGA
This is a messenger RNA of Blumeria graminis f. sp. triticale, 291 nucleotides long. The record is from the annotation of a GenBank genome assembly. Lineage: Eukaryota; Fungi; Ascomycota; Leotiomycetes; Helotiales; Erysiphaceae.